Messenger RNA from Pseudopodoces humilis (Tibetan ground-tit), 1467 nucleotides. RefSeq names its product tetratricopeptide repeat domain 31 (gene TTC31). The record is from RefSeq and is a predicted model, not a curated record. Lineage: Eukaryota; Metazoa; Chordata; Aves; Passeriformes; Paridae. Gene Ontology annotation, molecular function: protein binding; RNA binding.
AAAAGAAAAAGAACAAAAAGAACACUGACCCAAGCCCCCCAAGUGGCCCUGCAGGCACUGCCCCCCCCCGAGAUGGUGCUGAGGAUGAGGGAUGCUGCCCAGAGCCCUCCCCAUGCCCUGGGGACUCCAGAGACCCCUCGGGGGAGCCUGAGCCGGAGGACACGGCAGCGACAGAGGAGGAGCUGGACCUGAGCUGCACUUUUGUCUGCAAAGCACGGGAGAAGGCGAAGGUCCGGCUGCCCCCUCCAGGCAGUGACCGCUCCCCUGGGACACAGAGCGUGGAGCCAAGCAGGAAGGUGCCAGAGAAGGGGGGUGGGGAGCCUGUGGAGAGACCUGUGCCCCCCCAGUCCCUCCAGCCCAGGCCACCCAGCCCCAGCACGGUAGAGCAGAGCCUGGCGCUUGCAGGCCAUGGCAUCGAGGCAGCCCAGAUGGGCCAGCACACCGAGGCCGUUUGGGCUUUCACCGUCGCCCUGGAGCUGAACCCCCAGGAGCACCGGCUCCUGGGGAACCGCUCGUACUGCCUGGAGAAGCUGGGCCGCUACAAGGAGGCGCUGGAGGAUGCGGAGGCGGCGCUGGCGCUGCGGCCAGGCUGGCCCAAGGGCUCCUUCCGCAAGGGCAAGGCCCUGAAGGGGCUCCAGCGGUACGCCGAAGCCGUGCACACCUUCGAGGAGCUGCUGCGGCAGGACGGGGCCUACACUGAGGCAGCCACGCAGCUGAAGGCCUGCCAGGCCCUGCUGCAGCAGUGUGGCAGCCCCAGCAGUGUCCCCUUCCUGCUCAAGGCGAAGGAGCCGCUGUGUCUCCCUGCGGGAUGGACGACCAGGAGCUGCCAGGACGCAGGUGGCACACGCGUGAAGAAAAGCAGCGCAGGGACCCCCAAGAGAGACCCGGGACAGGGACCUGCUGUGGCCAGUGGCCACCCAACACUGCCACCGAGCCACCCUGCCAGGGACUGCUUCCCGCUCUGGGUGGGCAAUGUCACCUCCCACAUCAAUGAGAAGAUGCUGCGUGGUGCCUUUGGCCGGUUCGGGGAGAUCCGCUCCGUGCGGCUGCUCCCAGGACGCCACUGUGCCUUCAUCAACUUCUCUGGGAAGGCGGAGGCCGAGGAGGCCUUCAGGGCCAUGCAGGGUGCCACCGUGGAGGGCAGCAAGCUGUUGCUGCAGCUCAAGCACCCGGUCCACGCCACCCCGGCCCCCGCGCCCCGUGCCAAGGGCAGGGCCACCCCCGGGGGCCUCAGUUGACCCUGCUCUGUUGGGGGGGCUCCCAGGGCCACCCCCGGGGGGCUCAGUUGACCCUGCUCUGUUGGGGGGGCUCCCCCUCACCUGCCUGUACCUGCCUGUGCCUUGUCCCCCACUGCCGGGGGUGGGAGUGUCUCCCCCUCCUGCCUUGGGGGUGCUGGGGGUCAGGGCCCACCCUGCAGCCCCUUGUGCUGAGAGGGUGGGCCCGUUCCCUGUGACCCCUCAGGGAUUU